Messenger RNA from Scheffersomyces stipitis CBS 6054, 619 nucleotides. It is a transcript of the gene RPP1A, whose product is annotated as ribosomal protein P1. The transcript has a single exon. Gene Ontology annotation, cellular component: cytosolic large ribosomal subunit; ribosome. Bases 46 to 372 code for a protein of 108 amino acids. Gene Ontology annotation, biological process: translational elongation; cytoplasmic translation. The record is from RefSeq and is a predicted model, not a curated record. Gene Ontology annotation, molecular function: protein kinase activator activity; structural constituent of ribosome; ribonucleoprotein complex binding. Lineage: Eukaryota; Fungi; Ascomycota; Pichiomycetes; Serinales; Debaryomycetaceae.
AAUAGUCUGCCUAAGCUUAAAUCGAUUAUCUCUAGUUAACUUACAAUGUCUGUUGAAACUGCUUUGUCCUACGCUGCCUUGAUCUUGGCUGACUCUGAGCUCGAAAUCACUUCUGAAAAGUUGUUGGCUUUGACCACCAAGGCUAACGUCGAAGUUGAAGGUAUCUGGGCUGAUAUCUACGCUAAGGCUUUGGAAAGCCAAGACUUGAAGGCCUUGUUCUUCAACAUCUCUGCUGCUCCAGCUUCUGGUGCUGCUCCAGUUGCCGCUGCUGCUGGUGCUGCUGCCGGUGGUGAAGAAGCCGCUGCUGAAGAAAAGGCUGAAGAAGCCAAGGAAGAAUCCGAUGAUGACAUGGGUUUCGGUUUGUUCGAUUAAACAAUUUAAUACCUUUAUUAAACAAUUAAAAUUAAAGAUGACACCUUUAUUGCACAUUUAGUUGUAAAAAGUAUCAUCAAAUUGGGAAUUAUAUUGAUGAUGACAAUCACAGAAAAAGUUGAAAGACUACAUAUUUCAAAGAUUUUUAUACCAAUCUUUGAAUGUUUUGUGUUAUCAGGAUAGUAAUUUGUAAUAAUUUAGUUAAUUAGCAUUGGUUUUGGAUUUAUAUUGAAUAAAAAUUAGAAAU